Messenger RNA from Paramecium pentaurelia, 1355 nucleotides. Lineage: Eukaryota; Ciliophora; Oligohymenophorea; Peniculida; Parameciidae. The record is from the annotation of a GenBank genome assembly.
AUGAGUGCAAGGUACCAUAAACAAGACUAGAAAUUCGACAAGGAGUUCUUGGCUAUUGUAGAUGCAUUUGGAGGCAAAAAUUGCACAAGUUGGACUUAGGUAGCAAGGAAAUUUGAAUUAUAAACAGGCGAAAAAGUAUAGAAAGCCAAUACACUUCGAUAUCGUUGGGAAUAAUUAACAGGAUAUUCAGAGAAUUUUACUAAAGAAUAACAAAUUUAACUAAUAGAAAGUGAUAUUAAAUCAAGAGGAGUCAAAAGAUAAGGGUUAAAUGAUUUCUAUUAAUUAACAGGAAUUAAGUAUUUAAAUAUAAAUUGAUUUUUAGAUUAUAUAAGGGAAGAUUUUGUAGAAUAUCUUCAUAACAUAUAAAAUAAGCAAUUCAAUCAAUUGAUGAAGUAUUUGCAAAGGAAAGGAAACAUAGAAGAUGUGGAAAAAAAGAUGCAGAAUUUAGAUUAAAAUUAUCACAUUUAAGCAUUUAUAUAUUAUUAAGAGCUAAGGAUACUUUGACUUCUGAAGGAUUUAAAUAGAAAAAUAAAGGAUUAGAUCCAUUUGAAUAAUAUCUUUGUUAAUAAUUAAUAGAAGCAUCAGACAUUUGUGAAAGAUUAUAUUUAAUGCAUGCUCGUGUAUUUUAAGCAGAUAGAGUGGAUAGAUAUUAAUCAUAUAUGAAAGUAAUCAACAGAAAUUAAUACAGAAAGUUAAUGUUUUAUAUAGAAUACUUAGAUAUUCUAAGAAAAAUUAGUGUUGAAUAAUGUACUAAUGAUACUAUUGUAUCUCAUCCUUUGGUACUCAGAAAUAUUAAAAAGAAUAAGGAAACAUUAGUAUAUAAGAAUCUAAUUUUGGAAAAUGAUUGGAGUUAAAAAUAUUAAUGGUUUAAUGAAUGUACAUUAACAUAAAUAUAAGAAGAAGAGUUUUCAUUAUUACUUAAAUCUAGUAAUAGAAAAUCUAAAUAAAAAAGUUCAUAAUGUAGUGUUGAUCCUUCAGAAGUAGAUGAUUAAAGAUAAAAUAAAAGAAUUGAACUCAAUAAUUUAUAAUUUGAUUUCAUUCCUAAACAUUGCUAAAAGGUUUAUGCAAAAAUCAAUUCUGGUAAAGCUAAUAAUAAAACUGAAAAAGAAUACAGAAAAUUCAGAGGUCAUUUUAUUAAACCUGGAGAUACCAGAACAGAUACUAGAUAUACUAAGAUUUUCACUUGUGAUGAUGAUUCUGAGUAUGAUGCUGAUCAGAAUGAAUAAGAAGCUCAAAUAUAGGCUUCUUCUAGGUAAGAAAAAUUAUAAAUAUUAUAUAAUGAAGCUUUCAUAUCAGUUCCAAAUAAGAAGAAAUAAAAUUAGAAUAUCUAAGACAUAACAUAGAAUAAUUCUUGA